AUGAAGGCCGUGCCGUCUUGCCGGCCUCUUGCCGCCCUGUGGCCCAUGCUUCUGUGCUUCGGCAGGACGCAGGAAGUGGAGCCUGCGAGCAAGCUGCCGAUCACCGACGAGCUCUACGACAAGUGCCGCAGCGCCGGAAAGGAGGCUGGUGAGACCGCGAAAGCUACGGCCGUCGAGGCAACAGUGACGCUGCAAAGGGCAUUACUCGGCUGUCACCGGUCCUUCGCAUGGUGUGGAUCUGAAGAAAGGAUUGCUGGUGCUCCUGCUCCCACAGGAACGGCCUCUGUGCUUAUUGCGGAUUGGCAACGCCUGCUUCAAGAGGAUUGGCAGUUGUUGAGUGUGAGCACACAAACGUCCGCAGACACAAUUGACUGCAUCAAUGCUGGCAAGACAUCAGGUGAGCUCGAUAGCACCGAAUGGGUUAAACUGAAUUUACGCCGGCGGAUGAAUGACUAUGUAUACCUGGCCGCAAUCGGAGGCGUGGAAAGGACUUACCAUGAUUUCCGUGUGUCCUACUGUGGGCAAUGCUUCUGA
Molecule: messenger RNA, 534 nt
Organism: Symbiodinium sp. CCMP2592
Lineage: Eukaryota; Dinophyceae; Suessiales; Symbiodiniaceae
Source: the annotation of a GenBank genome assembly